AAGGGUUGCACUAUAGCAACACUUUCCAAAACAAGCUGAAAUGUUCUCAGAUACGUUUCAGAACGGCAGCAAUAGUAUUGGACAACACAAACUAAAUCGGAGAUCCUUAACGGCUUACGGUGAUAUGUGAAAACAAUUGAAGCUUUUGAUGUAAGCAGAAAUAUGGAUUUUCGUAAUAUAUGUCCGAACGUGAAUAUGGACAGUAUACGAGCGGUAAUUCCACCACUGCCUGCUAUGCCAGCAGCAUUAUCUAAAAUUAAAUUACCAAAAUCGAUGGCGAAAUUAAAGUCGAGAAAAAUUUUUCGCAGUUCUAGAGAGGAUGUUCAACGUAGCAGUUCCAAGAAAAGUGUUUCCUCAAUUAGAGAGGCCCCGCCUAUACCGCCGUCAGGCUUUGUAAAUCAUACUCCUACGCGUAUUUCGACAAUUUCAUCUCUUAUGAAUCAAACGACCAGCGGUGGAAGCAUGGAAGAUGAUUACCAACGCAAUACUUAUCGGCGAGCAGGCAGCAUAGACGAUUAUCCAACACCGUUGAGUCAAAAAUCUGAACGACAUCAUCAUCGCAAAACAAUUAGCCCAUUAAAAGUGCCCGCUCGCACACCUGAACCGUCCUCGGAAUCACCGCAACCACCGAAAUUAUCUUUUACCGAAAAACUGCAAAAAGGUUAUCACGAUUUCUCUGAAUUCAAAUUGAAGCAUCUCUUCGUUAAGAAAACUGUGGUCCGUAGGGACAAUAUUGAAAUUGGCUAUUAUGUAGAUCGGUACGAAGAAGAUCGCGAGCGCGAAGUAAUUGAAGAGGCAGAAGAUGAUCGUAAAAUAGCUAAUAAUUAUGAAAUUAAAUUUCAAACAGCCCGGGAGGGAGCGGAAGAUUCAUUCGAGGAAAGCCCCGACGAAGGCUCGCCUGAUUUACAGCCUCACAUUAAAAGAAAGAAGCCGAUAAAAAGUGUCAGUGAGCAAAGCGGUGACGAAAGUGGUAUGGAAUUAACUCCACCUAAGCGCAGACCAGGUAUUGCAGCGACCAGAUUUGCCAGAGUUCGUAGCCCAGCUCUUAGCAUGUCCGAUGAGGAAAUCGAACUGCACGAUCUCAAUGAGGAGCCAGAGUUAUCAAAUAUAUCAACAGUAAAGAAAGGCGCAGAAAAGUCAAGUAAAGUGAAUGAAGAAAGCCCUGCAGCAACCGACCCUAAAAACGAAGACAAACAAAAACCUAAAGGCUUUAAAGAACGUAUGGAAACCCGCUUAUCGAAAUAUAAGGCUUCGCGAGAGAAUUUAGAUAAAGCAGAGGAUUUAAAUAAAGAAGACGAAGAAGAAGGGCAAGCAGGCAAAACGCCAAAUGCAGAGAAGCCUUUAUCAGCCAUUAAAGAGAACUUUAAACGCUUACAAAAAUCUAUUAAAUUACCGACAUCAAGUAACAAUAAUAAUAAUAAUAAUGCAGUUGCCAGCGACGCAAACGAGAAUGAAGACAACGAUGAGAGUAAUAAAACAAAGUUAAGUAAAACUCGACAGUUUACUGAACGUUUGAAACGUUUCCGCUCUGUAGACAAUGUAGAUAACGGAACAACAGAAAACGAUAAGGAGGAGGAGCAACCCACUCAUAUUAAAUCGACUAUAGCCACCAAAUUUCAAGAUCUUAAGAAAAGCCUUAAAAAGAAACCGUCUGUCGAUGUUGGUCAGACAGAUGAAGAACCGUCGCCACAACGAGAAAGCAAGCAUGGAGAUUCAUUAUUGGAAAAACUUAAACAUAUUCGUGCCCGUAAACAGCCCACUGGUAACGACGAUCCCGAUGACGAUGAAGAAGGUGGCGAAACUUACAAAGAGAGUUUCGCUGCCCGUGCUAAACUUCAAUUGGAGAAAGGUGUUGUUAUAGCCAGUCAAAUGCCUCAUAUUACCAAGAAAAAAUUGACCGAAACAAAACGCUACUUCCAUAGAUCCCCUAGUAAAGCUGACAAGAAAUCGGACAAAUCUAAUGAGAAUAAAAGGGACGAAGACGAAGCGGAAGAAGAGUCACUUGAAAUUGAGGAUAAUACAAGCAAAGCUGUUGUUCCUCGAAGACGUUUUAGCGAAGUUAGCGAAAAUUACGAUGCCAAGGAGGAGUAUCUGCGAGAAAUCGCAGAAGGUCAAGAACAGAUUGCUGCUCAAAGUGCUACUGUAGCUUGGACUACUAAGCCAAUUAUCACUUCUUCAUUGGAUUUGGAAGACGAGGAGGAUAUUGCUGCCGAUUAUCCGAGAGUACUUAUACAUCAAGAUAAUUCAGAUACUUUUGAAUCAACUCUAAUAAUAGCAGUGACACGAUCUAGAACACAUACACCGACUCCCAUUAUAACCGAAUUACCACCAGACCCUCCGAGUCCGCCAACCAAAAUCGAAUCAAAAUCUGCGACCUCCGCCAACUCAAACUGGAUACCCAAUAAGGAUAUCAUUUCAAGUUUCUUAGAGAUGACGCCACCGUCGCAACGUAACACCCCCAAGGAGUUCAAUGUUAGCAACAUUCGGGAGAAAUUGAGUAGUCAAUCAAUAGACUCAAAUUCUGAUAGCGAUUUAUGGAUUAAUCAGAAAUUGAAUAAGAAAAAUUACCGAAAGGCUUCGGUAAUAGAAUUAAGCGCACCAGAAGACCAGGAAGAAGCUUGGAGAGUUAAAUCGUCGCAUGAAGACAACAAUAAAAUCUACAAAACUAAAAGUAUCGACAUAUUUGAGGCAAAUGCAAGAAGAGGAGGAGCACUAAAUGCUUUCGAAGAUUUCGAUGAUGAACUGAAAAAUACACCAGUUAUUGAAAUUAAACAUGAGCAAGAAAGAAAGCAAGAAAUUAUAUCACGACGCGAAAGAAAUAUAGAUUCUUUUGAACACGAUAGCAGUGAAGAAUUAGAUGCUGCCGAUGAUGACAAUUCGUCAAGAGUUACCAAAAUUUUGGUAAUAAACAAACGAGAUAAAAAUAUUAAGGAAGCUGACCGGAUUAUUAGAUCACAAGAACUCAGUUGUGAGAAAAACACAGCGAACGAUCUGUGCAUCAGAGAGUUAGAAGAUAUUGAACUUAAAAUUAAUGAACCAGACUUAUACGAAAGAAGCAACAGUGACGGCGAAAUGCAUAAUCAUCCGCUAUCCGUAACACCGUCUCGACCACCAUCAAUGUCUCCUCCUCCACCCCCUUUGCCGCAGCGCCAACCUUCAAUCAGAAUAAUCCAAACUGCUGUUAAAAAAGAUUGUUUACCUAGUUCGACAUCGACACCAUCAUCACCAUCACCAUCACCACCUCCAUCGUCAACAUCAUCGUCGUCAUCGCCACCACCACCACCACCGCCGCCACCGCCGCCAACAUUACCACAAAUAAAACCGCCAAUACCGCCCAAUAGACCAACGAAAAUGAAACCAUGCGAAACACCAGCACCAAAACCUCCCGAACCUGUUGCGUCCGUACCAAGAACAAGUAAACCUUUGGUUAAGACUUCAUCUUUGCGUCUAACCUACAACGAACAAGUGAAUCCCAAAGAUAAAGGCAAAGUUAAUAAACUUAUAUCGCGUUUCGAACAGCCAACAAGCGAAAGUAAACAGAGGCCACGUAUCAUACCAAGAAGACCGAUAAUUCAUCCUGACUCUAGCGAAAAUAGUGACGACGAAAUUGAAGAAAAACCGCUAUCCCAACGCAAUUUUGAUGAAUCUGAGCGCGACGUAACGCCAACUAAUCAACCAAUUAAAAUGACUAAAUCGCUCUCCAUUGAUUCGCCAGAUUUAUUAAAUCACAAUAUAGAAGAAGUGCAGAUAUUACCACGCAUGCGUAAAAUCGCUUCUGAUCGCAUAAAAACGGAAAAUCAUCCAACACAUUUGGAAAAACAUAUAUCAAUACCACAAAUUUCGAUAGCCAGUAAUCCGGAUAUUAAUUCCAACUUAAGCGGGCCCAAUUCGGAAUAUGGUUCACCUAUAACUUAUCCUUCCAGUUUAGUCAGUUCUACCGAAGCUACGCCAUUGUCAGUACGUAAGGAGCCAGACUUACUGCAAACACGACGUAGUCGACGUUCCAUGACACGUGACGAUGAACGCUUUUACUCAUUUGAUAGCGAUGAAGAAAAUAGCUACUAUUCAAUAAGUUCAACAAACAGUAGUCGUUACGUGGUGGAACUUUAAAUAGGCGACACGAUAUUCUAAUAUUAAGGGGGAGAAAACAAAUAAAUAACAAAGAAUUAUUAGAAGCCCUUCGAAUGUAUAAAUUGUGUGAAUGUGUAAAAGAGAGAAGAAAAUAUGAUAAAAGCGAACAUAAUUAUGAUAAAA
Glossina fuscipes is the source of this 4254-nucleotide messenger RNA. RefSeq names its product actin cytoskeleton-regulatory complex protein PAN1 (gene PIP82). Bases 163 to 4110 code for a protein of 1315 amino acids. The record is from RefSeq and is a predicted model, not a curated record. NCBI's taxonomy places the organism in Eukaryota, Metazoa, Arthropoda, Insecta, Diptera, Glossinidae. The transcript has 4 exons.